This is a messenger RNA of Linum tenue, 3629 nucleotides long. The record is from the annotation of a GenBank genome assembly. NCBI's taxonomy places the organism in Eukaryota, Viridiplantae, Streptophyta, Magnoliopsida, Malpighiales, Linaceae.
AAAAAAAAAAAAAAAAAUCGCGAGCCCCCUCAAAUCAUACUCGAGACUUCCACUAUAAAGCAUAAACCCUAAAUCACAAACCAAAUUGGAACUCCAUCGGCCCUCCAAUCUACAUCUUUCCGAACUCCUACCUCCAUUACAACACUGCGACUUUGUCCCCGUCGGGGCCGGCCAUCGUCAGUCCAUCACCGCGAAGGAGAGCGCUUGCGACGAAGAAUAGUAGAGGAUAGCCGAAGGCAGGCCGCCGUGCCGUUUCCUCCCUUCUCGCCGUCCACGCCGACUCUGCCAUAGAAAUUGAAAAGAUAUCUACUGCCGAAACUUGAUUGGGCUCCCUUCUGGUGGCAAUUUUCGUUUUGCAGUUAAUCUGAAGAACUUGAAUCAGGACUAGUAAAAUGCCGGGCUCGGCAAUUUUGACCCUACCAGCACCCCCUCCUCACUCGGGAGAUUCUCCUCCCCCAUUCCAAGCAUCGGAGCAGAACUCAAACGGGGAAGACCCAGUAAUCGAGGAACAGAAUGCAGCGCCAGUUGCUACUCACACUAGAACCAUUGGUAUCAUUUAUCCUCCUCUUGAUAUCCGGAAUAUCGUCGACAAAACAGCUCAGUUUGUUGCAAAAAAUGGACCGGAGUUUGAGAAAAGGAUCAUUGCUCACAAUGCCAACAAUGCUAAGUUUGACUUCUUGAAUCCCAGCAAUGCCUAUCAUGCAUAUUAUCAACACAAAUUGACUGAAUCGCGGGACCAGAACCAGUCUUCUACAGACCAGCCUGCUUCUGAGCUAACAGAUUCUGGUGCACCUCCCGAGUCUACUCCAUCUGCUCCUUCUGCUGAUGAUGAGAAUGAAGCAGCCCAAAAACCUGAUCCUGCUGCCCAAUUCAGAAUACCACUUCGGAAGGUCCUUGAGCCCCCAGAAGCUGAGCAGUAUACAGUGCAGCUUCCUGAAGGGAUUACGGGAGAGGAACUUGAUAUUAUUAAGCUGACUGCCCAAUUUGUGGCUCGAAAUGGGCAAUCUUUCCUUACUGGCCUGACAAAUAGGGAGAUGAACAAUCCCCAGUUCCACUUCAUGAAGCCAACCCACAGUAUGUUCACUUUUUUCACUGGACUUGCAGAUGCAUAUUCGAAAGUGUUGAUGCCUCCUAAAGGGUUGACCGAGAAGUUGACAAACAGUGUUGCUGACAUGACUACUGUGCUUGAGAGAUGCUUGCAUCGCCUAGAGUGGGAGCGCUCACAGGAGCAGGCAAGACAAAAGGCUGAGGAUGAGAUUGAGCAGGAGCGUUUACAAAUGGCCAUGAUUGACUGGCAUGAUUUCGUUGUAGUUGAAACCAUUGACUUUGCAGAUGAUGAGGACGAGGAGUUGCCUGUUCCAAUGACUCUUGAGGAGGUCAUAAGGAGAAGCAAGAUAACUGCGAUGGAGGAAGAUGAUGAAAUUGUCGAGCCUGGAAAGGAGGUAGAAAUGGAAAUGGAUGAAGAGGAGGUGAAGCUUGUUGAAGAAGGAAUGAGGGCAGCUAGUAUUGUUGAAGAGAAUGGGAAUGGUAAGAGGGAUGAGGAACCAGAGCAGCCAAUGAGAAUCGUCAAGAACUGGAAGAGACCAGAGGAGAGGCUGCCAGCAGAGAGAGAUCCAACAAAGUUUGUUGUUUCCCCCAUUACUGGUGAGCUCAUUCCUAUUAGUGAGAUGUCAGAGCACAUGAGGAUUUCCCUAAUUGAUCCCAAGUACAAGGAGCAAAAGGAGAGGAUGUUUGCUAAGAUUCGUGAGACCACUCUUGCUGCUGAUGACGAGAUCUCCAAAAACAUUGUGGGCCUUGCCAGAACCCGUCCUGAUAUUUUUGGGACUACUGAGGAAGAAGUAUCUAAUGCUGUCCAGGCAGAAAUUGAGAAGAAGAAAGACGAGCAGCCAAAGCAAGUUAUAUGGGAUGGUCACACUGGAAGCAUUGGGAGAACUGCAAACCAAGCUAUGUCCCAAAGUCUUGGUGAUGAUCAGAAUGAUGGUAUGAACGCUGACACAAGAAUGCUGCCUGGCCCAGCUGCUCUUCCUCCUCCACUUCGUCCUGGUUUACCAUCUCUCCGGCCGCUUCCUCCGCCACCUGGACUCGCCCUAAAUGUCCCCCGGAUGCCACAACCCCCAAAUACCAUGUCGUAUUCAACUCCAAUGGGUGGUGGUGGAUAUCCUGUCCCUCAACCAAGGCCACCAGGUAUGCCAAUGAUGCAAUCAAUGCGGCCGCCACCACCUCCAAUGUCAGGUCAGCAGCAUAUGAUGAUGAAUCAACAACCAUCCUCCAUGCCGCCAUCUAUGAAUCCACCACCUCCACCUGGCUCUCAGUUUACUCAAAUGCCACAAAUGCAUCGGCCUUAUGCUCCUGGUCCUCCUAUGCCUCCGCCACCCAUGCAUGGAAUGCCACCUCCACCACCUUUGCCUCAGGGGCUAGUGCCUCCACCGCCUCCCCCUGAAGAUGCUCCUCCACCACUUCCAGAAGAACCGGAGCCUAAGAGGCAGAAGCUAGAUGAUUCAAUGCUUGUUCCAGAAGAUCAAUUUCUGGCCCAUCAUCCGGGACCUGCAAGCAUCAAUGUCUCUGUUCCGAAUCAUGAUGAAGGGAAUCUUAGAGGUCAAGUUCUGGAGAUCAGGGUGCAGUCCUUGUCUGAAACUAUUAGCAGUCUGAAGGAGAAGAUCGCUGGAGAGAUUCAACUGCCGGCAAACAAGCAGAAAUUGAGCGGGAAGGCUGGUUUUCUGAAGGAUAAUAUGACCCUUGCUUAUUACAAUGUUGGUGGUGGAGAUUCUCUUUCUCUGACAUUGAGAGAGCGUGGUGGAAGAAAGAGAUGAAAAGAUUGGCUCAUUUUUUACUGGUGACACAAGGUUGGAGAGCUUCUUUCUAUAUAUGAAAGGGAAUUAUUCUGGAUACUGCGAUGAGACUCCCAUCAUUUGACUAUCUUUUUGAUGUUAUGCUGGUUAUCUGUUGUACUGUUAAAUUACGUGGUGCUGGAGUAGUAUAACUAUGAGCUAACUUUUGAAUAUCAAUUAGAUGUUUCUGAGACUGAUGAUGGAUGUGGUGUGGUAUACAGAUAUGGCGCCUUGGCGUGGGCAGCGGGAAGUAGCAAAUUCUCUGUGCCGUCUGAUCAUAUUGUUGCCUGUUUGAUUCCUAUUUCUUAGACAGAUAAAGGGCAGUGCUUGUUUAUGGGUUUACUAAUUUCCUCGUUGCCUUUUGGUUCUAUGUUGCAGCAAAUUCUCUGUGCCGUCUGAUCAUAUUGUUGCCUGUUUGAUGUUUCCCUAGAGGUACUGUGGUAAAUGGUAAUGGAGAGAAAUGAAUGCUGACAGUAGUAGCAGCAACGUGAUUUUUUUUUUUUUGUUCCUGAUGCUGUUGUAUUAUUCCUUUGAUAAAAAGCCAUUCUCUAGGGUUUUCUUUUGCUUUUGUUCUGUUUUCUGUUGACAAUUUGACACGGUUGACUGGAAGAUGGAUGCUGUUGAUGGAUGCUGAAUGUCGCUCUUGUCAGCUGGGGGGGAGGUAUCAGGGUUCCUAGUUUUGCUCUGUACCGGAUGUGUUUGAAUUAAGUUCAACAGAGACGUGAAGUUACUUCAGAUCUUGUUCUUCACUCAAAACCAAUUUUAAGUUCGAAUACUGUUUGUGAUAUGUUCUAUGGUCAU